This is a messenger RNA of Haliaeetus leucocephalus (bald eagle), 1990 nucleotides long. RefSeq names its product WD repeat domain 18 (gene WDR18). Gene Ontology annotation, cellular component: nuclear pre-replicative complex. The record is from RefSeq and is a predicted model, not a curated record. The transcript is spliced from 10 exons. Gene Ontology annotation, molecular function: protein binding. Gene Ontology annotation, biological process: rRNA processing; DNA-templated DNA replication. Bases 7 to 1305 code for a protein of 432 amino acids. Lineage: Eukaryota; Metazoa; Chordata; Aves; Accipitriformes; Accipitridae.
GCGAAGAUGGCGGCGCCCAUGGAGGUGGCGCUGGUGUCGGACGCCGCCGGGCCGCUCUGCAACUGCUCCGUCUGGGAGCUGCACUCGGGCUCUGCCCUGCCCGGCUACCGCGGCGGCAAUAGCGGGCCCCGCGGGCUGGCGCUGCUGGGCGGCGAGCACCUGCUGGGGGCCCAGCUCGGCAAGAGCUACAUCAAUGUCUGGGAGCUCCAGAGGAAGGACCAGCUCCAGCAGAAGAUCAUAUGCCCUGGGCCAGUGACCUGCCUGACGGCUUCUCCCAACGGGCUCUACAUCUUGGCUGGGGUUGCUGAGAGCAUCUACCUGUGGGAGGUCUCCAACGGGAACCUCCUAGCCAUCCUGAACCGACACUACCAGGACCUCACAUGCCUUUGCUUUACUGACGACAGCAGCCACUUUCUCUCCGGGGCAAAGGACUGUCUGGCCCUGGUGUGGAACCUUUACAGCGUGCUGCAGGCAGAACCCUCCCAGAUCCCUGACCCUCGCCAUGUGUGGUCCCGACACAGCCUCCCUAUCACGGACUUGUGCUGUGGCUUUGGAGGGCCCUUGGCCCGAGCUGCCACAGCCUCCCUUGACCAGACAGCGAAGCUCUGGGAAAUCUCAUCUGGGGAGCUCCUGCUUUCUGUCCUCUUCGAUGUGGGGAUCAUGGCUGUGACUCUUGACCUCUCCGAGUAUCACAUGUUCUGCGGCGGCAUGGAUGGAUCCAUCUUCCAGGUUGACCUCUGUGCCUGGCCGGUCCAGAGAGACCGGACCUUCCAGACAGAGCGGGAGAACGGGAAGGUCUUCAAAGGGCACAGGAACCAGGUGACAUGUCUGUCGGUCUCCACGGAUGGUAGCCUGCUGCUUUCCGGCUCACAUGACGAAACUGUCCGGCUGUGGGACAUCCAAAGCAAGCAGUGCCUGAAGACGAUGAAUCACAAAGGUCCGGUUACAAACGCCUUCAUAGUGCUGGCCCCAGCCAACAUGUUCAACCCGGACGGGAAACCCAGCGUGCCUCUCCCCAAAUUCAGCAAACACCUCCAUGGCACCGAAAGCAACGACGAGCAGGGGAGCGAGGGAGUGACGCUGCGCCUCGGGCUCCACCAGCAGGAGUCUGGGGAGAGCUACCUGGAGAAGGCUGAGAAGAUGUACUCCCAGAUGUACUCGACAAGGGAAAAGAACCUGGUAGGAGACCAGGAGCAUCUGACGAUCCAGGUGAGCGAGCUGGAAGAGGAGGUGAGCACCCUCCGGAAAAUCAACAAGAACCUCUUUGACUUCUCUGCUCGCAUCAUCACCAAACCAGCCAAAUGAAGAGGCACCCCCUGCCCUCACACCCCUCUGCCUCUCCCUGCCCAGCUCCUGGGGAAGAACCAGCCCGCCCUCGGGCACCUGCACACACAGACGUGCAAGCACGCCUGGCUCGCGUCCUCGCCAGCACCUGUCACGCGGCGCACGCUGGAGCAUUUGCCUGCUUGGUCUGGCGUCCGAUGACACGGGACUGAGACAAGCGCGGGGGCUGCAGGGCUGCUGCGUGCGGGACAACACAGGGACCGUUUUCACCCCGAUUUGCUGCUCGGUGCCGGCGGGGGCAGACUCGGAGCGGCCGGCUGCGGGAGGAGCGUCGCCGGCUCCGAGAGAGGGGUUCAGGAUGCAGCUCCUGCUCUUUCCCCUUCUCUUCCCCUGGCCCUUUUUUGUUUCUUUUCGUUACUUGACCCUGCAGUGCAGACAGAAAAGUGUUUUUUCUCUUAAUACCGGUUUGAGAUUGGAUUUUGGAGACCCCUUCUGCUCAUCCUGCCCUGGGAAAUGCUGCUCGCUAUUGCCAGACCCCUCACAGCCAGGAUCCCGCUGUGGGCUUGUUCUACUCUCAUGACAGCGGGGCCUGAGCAGCUCCUGCUCCUGGGGGGUGCCCAGGGGCAGCGUAGGUGCUGUGGGGGACAGAUGGGGGGGUCCCUGGGGUACCAAGCCUGAAGACGGGACUCCCGCACUGCCCCAUCCA